Cotesia congregata is the source of this 1440-nucleotide messenger RNA. The record is from the annotation of a GenBank genome assembly. Lineage: Eukaryota; Metazoa; Arthropoda; Insecta; Hymenoptera; Braconidae.
AUGUCGCAAAUCUGUCCAUCUUCGUCGCAUCAAUUAGCUGCCGCCGCAUUAGCAUUUCAUCGGGCGAGACGAAAAUUUUCAAAUCUAUCAGAAGUUUGUUCGCGGAGUAAAAUUUCACAAAAGUCAUUAUCAAUAAAAAAUAAUGAAGGAAGUUGUAAAGGUAUGAUAACGCCAACGACGACAGUAAUGACAGCGACGAGAACUACGUUAGAUAAGACGGGGAAUGCUUCCUCGAAGCUGAGAGUAUCUCGUGACUGCUGUUGCUUGCGAAAUUGUAAAUCUGCCGGUGACGAGCAUUCAUUCGAUGAAGACAAAUCGAAUCAACAUCUCGGCGCCGUUGACGCUGUUGGAGAUUCAAUUGUGGUUGGUGUUUUUAAGAUGAAAAAUGUCACUAACAAUGUGGAUGCAGUCAAGGAAACAGACAAAAAUGAGAUUGAUGAAUUCAAAGAUUCACUUGAUUAUCAGUUUUCUUAUAAUGCUGUUGAUUAUAAUAAUCAAAGAGAAGCAGAAGUUUCAAGUGUUAUAAAACGCGGUAAAGUAUAUCACGAAAUAAAACGUAAUCACUGUGAACAAUCAAAUCGCAAUAGAAAAUCAAUCGAUCGCACAAGCGAGUCAAUCGAUCUUCUUUACAAAAGUGACACUCGAAAUGAUGAUGGAGUGGUCGACUUUUCACGUAAACUACACGAGUGGGAACGUCGAACUCGCGACGACCCGCUAAUGAAGAUACAACGAUUUUCUCCAUCAAAACUUUCCAAGUUAGAACAAGAAUCUCAACAACAAGAACAACAAUUCAUUAAUUACCACGAAGAUUCACAUACUCGUCAAAAAAAAUGUCAUCUUCAUCAUCGUCGUAAUUACUGUCAGCGCCAUCAACGUCACUAUAAUUCAAUAAGCUCCGAAUGUCAAGAGAUAAAUUUCCAGAAAAAAGGGCGAUGCGAGCAUCAAAGAAAGAUGAAUAAAUUAAAUGACUACAAAAGCGAAGAACCGCAAGUUUUUUGUAAGCGAUGUAAUGCGAUUCGACCAAUAAAUUUAAAAAUGAUCCAUACUUCGGUUGAAGAUACAGACGAGACUGGAGACGACUAUGAGGGCCAAGAGUCAGUCAAAGGUAAGGGUUUGAUCAAACACAAAGACUCGAUGGACAUUCUCGUGGAGAAAUCCAAGAACCGGAAAAUCCUUGGGGAGUCAAAGUCCAAGGGCAAGAAAGUAAUACCUAGUUGGAUGAAGAUCGAUGAGAGUUUGUCAUGCGAGAAAAUCCCUGAUCAGCUUACGUCAGACGACGCAACAAAAGAACUUUGUUGUACAGAUCACCGAGCCAGUAAGACCUGUUGGACUCACACAAAAAGUUCUCUAAGUAGACCCAACAAGUUACAGUUGUGCGAUCGAUUUAAACCCAAGAGUUUUCGAUCGCAACUUAAAUUAAUCAAUCAUAUAUUCACAUAA